Molecule: messenger RNA, 2056 nt
Organism: Insectozyma verbasci
Lineage: Eukaryota; Fungi; Ascomycota; Pichiomycetes; Serinales; Debaryomycetaceae
Source: the annotation of a GenBank genome assembly
AUGUCUGUUCAUUAUACUUUUAGAUGGUAUGUAAUUAAUUUAUUAUUAUCAAUUUAUUAUCAAGUAAUUAUUGAAUUGGAUCUAACAUUAUAGAUCCAACUUGGUUGUCAAAUUUAUUUUAAUUUUGUUGUACUAACAAAUUUUUAAUUUCAGGCCAGAGGGUCCAAAUGAUGUUAUUGUUACAGGUACAUUUGAUAAUUGGUCUAAAUCUUUGCCAUUGGUAAAACAAGGUGAUGGUUCAUUUUCUUUACAAGUUCCUUUACCCCCUGUAAAAGAACAUAUUUAUUAUAAAUAUGUUGUUGAUGGUGAAUGGGAAGUUAAUCCAAAUGAGAAAUCAACAAAAGAUUCUGAAGGUAAUUAUAAUAAUUGGAUUGAAGCUGAUGAUUUAAAAGAAUUAUUAGUUAUGCCAGGUGCUAUAAUACCAGAAACUGGUUUAGCUUUUAUUAAUAAUAAAGGUGGUAAAUUACCAGAAAAUCAUCAUGAAUUCAAUAAUAAUCAUGAUAAUGAUUUAAAAGCUACUGUUUUACCAAAAGAAGAACCUCAUCAUGUUUCCAUUGCUGGUGAACCAGGUAUUUUUGUUCCACAAGGUGAAGAACAAUUGAAUGCUUUUAGAACUUUUGAACAUCAAGAUGCUAAAGCUUUAAAUGAAGAACCAGUGGAAGAAACUGACUCACAUGGAAUUUCAACACAAAGAGAAGAACAACCAAAAGAAGCAAAAGAAGAACAUCAAUAUACUCAAGGUAUUACACCAGCUGCUGUUGCUUUGGGCGAAGAAAAAGAACAUAUUGGUUCAAAUGCCCAUGGUGAACAUACAAAAGAAAUUGAACAACAAGAAAAACCAGAAGGAAUUGUUGAAUCAAGAGAAGAACUUGUACGUCAAUCAGUUUCAGGUGGUAUUACUCCUGCUGCUAUCGCAUUAGCUGAAGAACAUGAACAUAUUGGACCAAAUGCUGAUGGUGCUCAUACAAAAGAAGUUCUUGAAGGUAAAGAUGAAGCUUUAUUAUCACCGGAAGAGAAAAAGAAACAAAAGAAGAAGGUUAAAAGAUCACAAUAUAAAGCCAAGAAAAAGAAGAAGGCUGCUGAUGGUGCUGAUGGUGCUGUUGCUGCCGUUGCAACUUCAACUGAAGAAGACUAUACACCAGAACCAGAAGAAACAAAGAAGGAUCAUUCAGAUGCUGCUAAAAUUGGUGCUGGUACUUUAGGGGGUGGUGCAUUAGGUGCUGGAUUAGGUGCUGGAUUUGGUGCAGCUUUAGCAUCAGAGGAAAAAGAACCAUCAUCAACUAUUAAAACUUUAGAUCCAAAAGCAAGUGAACCUUUAGCUACUAACAAUGACCAACUUAAUGAAGGUAAAGAAGUUGAUGCUUCUCCAAUUGGUGAAAAAGCUAGAGAAACUUCAAAUGUCGUUCCAGUUACAGGUGGUGUUGUUGGUGGUGGCUCAAAUCAACCUUUAGUUUCAAAACCAUCUACUAGUGAACCCGUUUCUUCAACUGAAUAUAAAGAUAUUCCAUCACAACAUAAUGUUGUACCAUUAUUACCAACUGAUGCUACUGCUACAUCACAACCAGUUGAAUCAAAAGAAAAUAAAGAAGAAGAAGAAAUUAUAAUUGCUACUUCUGGUAAAAAAAGUGAUAUUGUUGCAGCUGUUGAAGCUCAAGAAGGUCAUGAUGUUACAUUGGAAGAAAUAACUCCAACUAAAUCAGAAAGAGAAGAAUUAACAAGAGAAGCUGAAAUUGCUGCUCAUGCAAGAGGUCCAGUUAGCAUUGAACAAGUUAUUGUUCCAAAGGAUGAAUUAAGUACACAAGAUGCUGAUGUUGCUGCUGCAACUGCACCAACCUCUCAAAUUUCAAAACCAAAAGAAUCAACAAUUGCUGCAACAAAGCCAAAAGAAACAACCACCACAAAACCAACUGAAAAAACCACAACUUCAUCAACUCCAGCUAAAAAACAAACUACAUCAACUCCAGCAAAAAAGACAACAGCAAAUGGUGCUAAAAAGGAAGAAAAGGAAAAAAAGAAAGGUGGUUUCAGAAAUUUCUUGAAAAAAUUAGUUACUUAA